Molecule: messenger RNA, 5054 nt
Organism: Manis javanica (Malayan pangolin)
Lineage: Eukaryota; Metazoa; Chordata; Mammalia; Pholidota; Manidae
Gene: DEF6
Product: DEF6 guanine nucleotide exchange factor
Cellular component (GO): cytoplasm; nucleus
Source: RefSeq, a predicted model, not a curated record
CAUGCAAGGCGUGGGGUCGCUGAGCACUGCAAGAGCAACAGGCCAGUUCCUGCCUGCACAGGGAGUCCUCGCAAGCAGGCAGGUGGAGCUCUCGCUCCGCGCCAUGGCUCCUCUGCGGUCUCUGCAGCCGUUUGCAUUUCCUGAAACCGGAUCUUGGUGUCAGAGCCGCCCCUGGGCCGGGCGGGCGCCUCAGCCAUGGCCCUGCGCAAGGAGCUGCUUAAAUCCAUCUGGUAUGCUUUCACCGCCCUGGAUGUGGAGAAGAGCGGCAAGGUCUCCAAGUCCCAGCUCAAGGUGCUGUCCCACAACCUGUACACAGUCCUACACAUCCCCCAUGACCCCGUGGCUCUGGAGGAGCACUUCCGAGAUGAUGACGAUGGCCCUGUGUCCAGCCAGGGAUACAUGCCCUACCUCAACAAGUACAUCCUGGACAAGGUGGAGGAGGGGGCUUUCAUUAAGGAGCACUUCGAUGAACUGUGCUGGACGCUGACGGCCAAGAAGAACUAUCAGGUGGAUAGCAAUGGGAACAGCAUGCUCUCCAAUCAGGACGCUUUCCGCCUCUGGUGCCUCUUCAACUUCCUAUCUGAGGACAAGUACCCUCUGAUCAUGGUUCCUGAUGAGGUAGAAUACUUGCUGAAGAAGGUGCUCAACAGCAUGAGCUUGGAGGUGGGCAUGGGUGAGCUGGAGGAGCUGCUGGCCCAGGAGGCCCAGGCAGCCCAGACUACUGGGGGGCUCAGCGUCUGGCAAUUCCUGGAGCUCUUCAACUCAGGCCGCUGUCUGCGAGGUGUGGGGCGGGAUGCCCUCAGCAUGGCCAUCCAUGAGGUGUACCAGGAACUGAUCCAAGAUGUCCUGAAGCAGGGCUACCUGUGGAAGCGAGGGCACCUGAGGAGGAACUGGGCAGAACGCUGGUUCCAGCUGCAACCCAGCUGCCUCUGCUAUUUUGGGAGUGAAGAGUGCAAGGAGAAAAGGGGUACCAUCCCGCUGGAUGCACAGUGCUGCGUGGAGGUGCUGCCCGACAGAGAAGGGAAGCGCUGCAUGUUCUGCGUGAAGACAGCCUCCCGCACAUAUGAGAUGAGCGCCUCAGACACGCGCCAGCGCCAGGAGUGGACGGCUGCCAUCCAGACGGCGAUCCGGCUCCAGGCCGAGGGGAAGACGUCGCUGCACAAGGACCUGAAGCAGAAGCGUCGCGAGCAGCGCGAGCAGCGGGAGCGGCGCCGGGCAGCCAAGGAAGAGGAGCUACUGCGACUGCAGCAGUUACAGGAGGAGAAGGAGCGGAAGCUGCAGGAGCUGGAGCUGCUGCAGGAAGCGCAGCGGCAGGCCGAGCGCCUGCUGCAAGAAGAGGAAGAGCGGCGUCGCAGCCAGCACCUGGAGCUUCAGCAGGAGCUGGAGGGCCAAUUGCGCGAGGCAGAGCAGGCCCGGGCCUCCAUGCAGGCUGAGAUGGAGCUGAAGGAGGAGGAGGCAGCCCAGCAGCGGCAGCGCAUCAAGGAACUGGAGGAGAUGCAGCAGAGGCUUCAGGAGGCCCUGCACCUGGAGGUGAAGGCUCGGAGGGAUGAGGAGGCGGUGCGCAUAGCCCAGACCAGACUGCUGGAGGAGGAGGAGGAGAAACUGAAGCAACUGCUGCAGCUGAAGGAGCAACAGGAGCGCUACAUCGAGCAGGCCCAGCAGGAGAAGCAAGAGCUGCAGCAAGAGAUGGCGCUGCAGACCCGCUCCCUGCAGCAGGCCCAGCAGCAGCUGGAGGAGGUGCGGCAGAACCGGCAAAGGGCCGACGAGGACGUGGAGGCUGCCCAGCGGAAGUUGCGCCAGGCCAGCACCAAUGUGAAACACUGGAAUGUCCAGAUGAACCGGCUCAUGCAUCCAAUUGAGCCUGGAGACAAGCGUCCUACCACCAGCAGCUCCUUCACGGGCUUCCAGCCCCCUCUGCUUGCCCACCGUGACUCCUCCCUAAAGUGCCUGACCCGCUGGGGAUCCCGGGACAACAGGACCCCCUCACCCAGCAGCAGUGAGCAGCAAAAGUCCCUCAAUGGUGGGGAUGAAGCUCCCAUCUCGGCUUCCACUCCUCAGGAAGAUAAACUGGACCCAGCACCAGAAAAUUAGCCUCUGCUAGGCCCUUUGCCCCUGACCUCAUGCCCACCGGACCUGGCCACAGCUGGCCUGUGAGUGACACCGGCCCCUGCAGAAGGAGCUGAGGUCCUGGUGUCAGGAGCCCAGGCCCUCCAACCAUGAAACAGUCCACAGUGGAAUCUAAUUCAGUUCUUGCACCAAGCCCAGGCCACAGACCACUGAGGUUGUCUGGGAUGUUGAUCCUGGAGAACGUCACCCUGUGCCUUAAUCCCAAGGACCCUGUGUCCUCGGCUGGGAAAGAGUAAACAAGCAAGCCAGGGGCCAUCUGCCCCGAGACUGUUGCCAAGUUGUGGAGGCACAUUUCCAAAUAAAAACUGUUCUUGGAAUGAAUUACUGAUCAGGUCUGCUGUCCAUCUCUCCUGUCAUUUCCUCUCUUCCUCCCUCACGUCCAGUUAUAGGUCCCAGAAGGAAUAAGGUAUAGUGCAGUGUCUAGGGAAGUAUGCUCUGCCACCUACAAACUGGGUGAUUUGGUCAAGCUUCUUUACUUCUCUGUGCUUCAGUUCCCAUGCUGGUAAAAUAGGGAUGAUGAGAGUACCAGCCUUGGCACAUGAGCAAGCACUACGAUUAGCAUUACCCUAAAGUGUUUAGUGAGCAUCUAUUCUAUGCCUUGCAAUUUCCCAGGUUGUUUAAUUCCCAUGGCAACCACGAGAGGUGGAUGUUAUUAGUCUCAUUUAACAUGUGGAGAAAAUGAGGCUCAGAGAGGUCAGGUAACUUGCCCAAGCCUUCCAAACUUUCUCCUCUUCCCACUUUAUCCAAUUCACUGACCUUGUUACCUAAGACAGAGAACUGGGAACCUUGGUGACUUGUUCUCUCUCAUUCCCCUCAUGCAAAACCCAUCAUCAAAUCUAGUAGAUUGUUUCUCAUUCAAACUUUCAAAUCUAUCCCUCUAUCCUCAUGGCAGCCACUAUAGCUAAGGCCUUUGUAUUCUCCUUCUGCAUGCUCAUCUUUGUCUGCUUAUCCAUCUUGCCCCAUAUCUAAUCAGUCUCUAAAUCCAACUGAUUGGAUUUUCUUGGUCACUUUCAAAUCCAUUCCCUUUGGGCCAUGUCUCAAGGCCAUUGCCUUACUCAGGCCCUCCUCACCUCCCAACUAGAUAGGAGCAAUAACUGGGUCUCCUUGCUAAUUCUCCCCAUGGCUGCCUGCAUGACUUUCUAAAAUGUAGAUCUGUCCUUGACUCUUCCCACUUUCCAGCCUCUCAGCAGUACCCUGGACAGUCAAAUUCACAUUCCUGUAUGUGGCAUACAAGGCCUGGGACAACCUGGCCCAGAAGGGCCUCAUGUGCCUCUGCUUUAUAGAUUUAAUAGCAGCAACCUCCUUUUUCUUCCUCUGGACCUGUACACUGGCUGUCCUUUCCACCAUACUUCAUUUAACAGCCUCCAUAACUAGAUCCUUGAGUUCCUUGAAGGCAGGAGCACAUCUUCAACUUACGUCCCCAGUGCCUAGCACAGUGCAUGGCUCUUACUAUGCAUGCAACAACUGUUUGUUGAAUUCAUUCAUUCAUUCAUGAAUUCUAAAAUGAAUGACUGGGUGUCACAUAGCUUAAAAGUGAUGAAGUGGCUAAGAUUAAAACUCAAGUCUAUUUAUUCAACAAAUUAUUUAUUAAGCUCUAAUUAUAUGUCAGGUAUUAUACUAGGUGCUGGCUACAUGGCACAGAAGAAAACAGAAUUCCUGCCCUCCUGGAACUUAUGUACUGUCUAAUAUCAGAGUUCAUCUUUUUUGCAAGCACACCAAACUCUACUGCAAGGAACUUUAUUACAUUCUAUUUAAAGUGCCAUGAAACAAAGCUGCCAGUAUAACACGAUGUGUAUUACAGGGAUGAGAUGUGAGCUUCAAACUCAUAAGUGUGGUAGGAAUUCAGAAAAAAAAAGGGAAGCACUAGGUAGGAGUUGGGAUUCAGGGUGGCCCUCAAAAUUUUAUUAAAUAAGAAAGGAGAGUAGGAGAACAUGGGAAUAACAUAAGUAGAAAGAAGCAUAACAUUUAUGGGCACAAGAAAUCUGGAUUAUAUAUAUUGGAUGAGAAGAUCAAUGGCCCUCUAAUGGAGUGGGGUAUCUCUAGCAUACAGGGAGUUUUAAGAAAAUCAAUUUGCAGAUCCUCAACUUCCACAUGUUCUCUUUACCAAAAUUGCUUUCCUCUUUCAUAAUUUCCCCUUCCCUACUUUUCAGCCACCCAUCCACUAUCUUUAAAAAUGGACUAUACAGGGGGGUAAAAUUCCUGGAACACUGUAAACAAAGCAACAGUCUGAAACUCUGGUGUAGGACUGUGGGUGCUGAGAAAGUGAAUGGCUCAAAAUGGACAACAAAUUCUUUUUGUUUCAAGUUGGGAGAUUUCAAAAUGUUUGCUUUCAAGAUCUGGGAGGACUUAACUGCAUUGUCAGCUGAAAAAUCAUUAAUGAUGUUUUUUAAUAAUAGAUGUCUGUGAUUUUGUGGGGCAAACAAUUCAGAUGCCAUUGCUGUAUUAAAACUCUCCCAGUUCCCAUCUAACUGUUUAUGUGAACAAGUUUUCUCAGCUUACAAAUGAAAAAACAGGGCUAGAAUUGAUACUGAAUGCGAUCUCAUUCUAGCAAUAAAUACUAUUCAACUGUGGACAUAUGAACUGGGUGGGGGAAAAAAGUAGCCCAUCCAUUUCAUUAAGAAAUACUCUUCCAAUGCAUUUUUUUUGUAUUUAUGUUUAAUACUAAUGAAAAUCCUAAUAUUUAUGCGGUUUGGAUCAAUUGGCUAUUACUAAUAUUUGUAAUGGCCAUUCAAACCUGAAGAAAAUUUCUCACUUAGAACUUUAUAAUUACGUGAAACUUAAAAAAUUCAUGAAUUCCAAUGUACAUACAUAUUUUGGUUGCAGAGAUGUAUGAUAUGGUUCUCAAUAAAAGAACAUCAAACAUAAAAAUAUGUUAUGUUUAGAUUUCUAGGGUAAAGUAGCAUGGAAAUACAGGUACAAGGAGAAAA